This is a messenger RNA of Symbiodinium sp. CCMP2592, 1653 nucleotides long. The record is from the annotation of a GenBank genome assembly. NCBI's taxonomy places the organism in Eukaryota, Dinophyceae, Suessiales, Symbiodiniaceae.
AUGCCUCCCGAGACCGCCUCUCGUGCCCUCGUCCUGCAAGGUCUCCACAGCAAGUUUGCGGAGCUUCUGGCGGAGAUGGAUGCGGAAGCCUCGACGAUGGUCGCGAAUUCCAGCGGUACUGCUCCGGGUUGGCAAUCGCAGAUGCCGGUUGCGGUCCUGCAGGAGCUCAAGUCUCUCUGGUCAAAGAAGGUCAGCAAGCCAGAUCCUCUCAGCCACAGCCUGAGCACUCAUGGGCCCUGGCCGCAGAAGGCCGUCUUUCUCGCCUCCUUGCUGCUCUUCUUCGCGUCCCAAGCCAGCAUGGUGCUGGUGGACGGGACUGCUGGCUGGCGCGCUGGUCAGCACUUCCUGCUCAACUGCAAGGUAGAAUUGAACUCUAUGGGCCGCUUCGUGGCCAUUGCUAUGCCUCCGAGCAUCGGCACAGAUGCGCCGCAGACGAUGGUUACACAGUUGGACCGUGGGCAUUCGGACGGUCUGUGGAAGGUUCUGAAGGCACCAUUGGAUCUGGACGUCCUUGAUGCUCGCCUGCCGUCCCUUCUGGCACAGGCCCUGGCCUGCGUGGCGGCGCUCUUCUCUGCCCUGAUGGCCAUCCUUUUCAGCUCCCCGGGCUUGGCACCCAUGGCGGGGCUCCUGGCUUUGCUGAUGUGGCGCCUGGCCGCAGCCUACAGCCCAGUGGCCGCCGACUGCGCCAGGAUGGUGUCUGUUUUAAACGGCCCCGUGGUCGCCCACUUGCUGGAGUGUUUGGAGGGCCGGGAGUACCUCCGAACCUUCGGCCAGCAAGGGAAAGCGGUGACCCAUGCCCUCUGGGUCUUGGAAGCCAGUGCUCGCGCUCAGAUCCUCAACAUGGGCUUACAGCGCUGGUUUGCCUUGCAGCUGGAGCUCAUCGGCGGUGCUAUGCUGCUCUGCGUCUCUGUGAUGAUCGUCUUGCAGACAGACGCACACCUGGGCAUGUCCGGUCUCUCCCUCACCUAUGCGUUGACAUUGACAGCUCUCGCCAAGUACCUGGUGAACUACAGCACCCGGGCUUCUGCGCAGAUGGCCUCUUGCGCGCCUCUGCGCUCGGAGGCAAGGCAGAUGGCUGACGAAACCUUAGCUGCACCCGGCGCCAGCGGCAAGGAGGCCCCUGAAAGUGGAGCCAGCGGCACUGGCGAUACGGCGUCGCAAAUUAAAGCGACUGCCCUGAACAUGCUGAAGUCGGCACGCAACUGCGCAGAGAACAUCCCGGAAGUUUCCCCGACCAUCGUGAACUACUGGCUCCUGGCGCUUGUGAUCGAAGGGGUCCCCUGCAUCAUCGCCUACUGCCGCUAUGGCUUCGAGGGUGUUGUGGCGACGCUCGCCACGAGCCUCCUCACAGGAGCAGCUGCCUUUGGUGCUGGUCUGCUUGGUGGCCUCAUCGUCUCACGAGUUGAAGGAGCAAAAUAUUUCGAUACUGGGUCGCUCACGCGCUUUCAGACAGGUUCCUGGGUCCUGUUGGGGACGAUUCCCGGCAUGAUGCUCCAGCCGCUCAGCCAACCGUACCUUGCUGCGACUUUCCUGACGAUCGUGAGCGCUGCUCUCCUCACCUUCCUCCUCAUUAUGAAGGAGCUGGCAGCUUGGGCCAUGGGCACGACGUCUGCGGAAGACCAGGGCUUCCGAAACCUGCAAAGGCAUCCCUAG